UUGUAACAUUGCUGUUGUCUGUUUCCAAGAAACCUGAGGUUCCGCGGUUAGACUUCCAUGAGGUUACAUUCGCUUGUUCCUUAUUGGAAAAGAAUUCGUUAUGCCUUAUAGCUAACAUUUUUCGGGUUGUUGAACGGUUUAACUGUUUCAGUUCAGUGUUGUAACUCUUCUGCUAUGAGCCUUAAAUACGGACAACUCUGUUCUCUGUUAAUUCAAGAACAUUUCGGCCCUAUAGCUGAAAAAAUACACCAACAACUUCAAUGGGGUCCGAAAACAUUUAAACUUUUAGCUUCUUCCAUCGAUUUACCGCCUCCACUUUUGCGGAGAGUUCUGUGCAUAUUGAUUCAGUAUGGCUUUGUAGUAUUUGAAUCAAGGUUAAAACCCCAAGUUGCAGAAUACAGGUUACUACCGGAUAAAAUAUUACUACUUUUACGAUAUCCAAGGUAUUUAUCUCUGAUAAAUGACAAGUAUGGUGAAAUAUCAAGAUUGAUAAUCGAUGAGGUUUUGCAAUGUGGCUGUAUAUCGGCACCAAAGCUUAUUUUGAACGUUUGGACAAAAAUUCAAGACGGAGCUCUUGCUGUACUACCUAAGAGCAUGACAAGUCUCUCUGAUGCCCUUCAUCGAUUAAUUCAAAACCAGUAUUUAAUGCGCUGCCCAUCACCCAGUGAAGAUGGUAAUGAUAGGGUACCAAAACUCGUUGUCAAUGAGAGUGAACUUUACAAAAUGCCUGAAAUUGAUGUACCGAUGUUAUUGAAGCUGUGGAAAGGAGAAACUUCUUUACAUAGCAUCAAAGAUCACGAUAUAUUGUGGAGGUGUAAUUUUGAUAGAUUUCACCAAGACAUGAGGGAUGAAAUUAUGGUUGAGGGAAUAAGACGAAGAUUUGAUUCUUAUUCAGCUACUUUUAUGGAAGUUGCCUUAAAUCAAAUGUAUUUAAGGACAGAACCUUGGGCAACUCAGUCUAACCCUGUGCCUUUAAAUGAAAUUAGGGAAGAGGUCGAUAAAAAAAGCAGUCAUCUUGCUCAAUUUCUUGAUCAGUAUAUUAAAGUCAUAGAUGAAGACUCUUGCAGUUUUAUUAAGAAAAUAGGAGAAGGAAGUACUGCUUCUGUUUAUGUGAAUUUAGUCGCAGCAUUUAGUAAUUUAACUGCAGCAACAAUUGAGAGUGUUGUUGAACAUAGAUUCGGCUGUAAAGCUGCAAGGAUAUUCAGAUUGGUACGCAGUAAAAAAUUCAUCGACCAAGAACAGCUGCAGAAAAUUGCAAUGAUUCCUGAUAAGGAAGCAAAGCAGUUGACAUACAGGCUGCUACAGGAGAGUUUUCUUCACAUGCAAGAACUGAAAAAAUCCGCUACUGCAGGCCUCAAUAAAAAUUUUUAUCUUUUCCACGUUGAUUUUAACCAGGUUGUACACGUAGUUUUGGAAAUGUGUUAUAAAGCUAUUUACAACACACUUAAAAGGGCAAAUCAUGAAAAAAAUGAAAAUUUAAGGAUGAUAGAUAAAUUUGAAAAAUUAAAUUCUGUUGCUCAGACGAUGAAGCAGCAAGGUGAAGAUGAGCAGUAUAUUAAACAAUUGCUUGAUGAAUGGAUGACACCCCCAGAAAAAUCUCUGAUGGAGUCAGUUGAAGCUACAAUUAAAAAAUUGAGACUAGCUGAACUAUAUUUAGAUGAAACCAUAUUCCUUCUUCAAUUGUACAUAUAUUACGAUGCUACAAGUUCAAAAGAAAUUAAAUUAUAAUUAUCUUGUAAUUCUUAAAAUUUAUAAUCACAUAAUUUGUAAAUUU
This is a messenger RNA of Cimex lectularius (bed bug), 1774 nucleotides long. It is a transcript of the gene Polr3C, whose product is annotated as DNA-directed RNA polymerase III subunit RPC3. Gene Ontology annotation, biological process: DNA-templated transcription. Gene Ontology annotation, cellular component: RNA polymerase III complex. NCBI's taxonomy places the organism in Eukaryota, Metazoa, Arthropoda, Insecta, Hemiptera, Cimicidae. The record is from RefSeq and is a predicted model, not a curated record. Bases 175 to 1728 code for a protein of 517 amino acids. The transcript is spliced from 9 exons. Gene Ontology annotation, molecular function: single-stranded DNA binding.